AAGUGGCCCCGCCUCUCUUUCCUCGUGCAGGUCUAGCUAGUCGUAGCUAUCUGUAGAUAGUUUUAUCUCUAAGUGAAUUUUUUAAAGCUAUUUUUUCCUCUUAAUAAUUUCAGACGUCAUUAGCUUGCUAUAUAUAUGUAUGUGCAAAGAAUGUCAGCGUUUUGCCUUGCCACUUCCCGUAAUAGCUACUAUGUGCUGCUUAAACAGAUUUGUCCUUCAUGUAAACUGUUACUUAAAAAUGUGCACUUUAAUGCAAAGGUCAGGACAUUUAACAGGGAAGGUUCCAUCUUAAAUCUCACUCGGUUGUUGUGCUCGAAAUCCCACAAUCCGAAGAUACCGAGGGAGCCAACAUGGGAGCCAGUAUCAGAGGACCAGCUUCCUCUGCCUGCACAAAUCCCUCCAGACCUGGUGGACAAGCUGGAGCGACUGGCCCUGGUUGAUUUCCGUACCAAGCAAGGACUGGAGUGUUUGGAAAAAGCUAUACGGUUUGCAGACCAGCUUCACGUUGUUGACACUACAGGGAUUGAACCAAUGGAUUCAGUUUUGGAAGACAGGGCCUUAUACCUGAGGGAAGAUACGGCGGUGGAUGGUGGCUGUGCGGAGGAGCUGCUUAAGCUCUCAAGAAAAACAGUCGAAGAAUAUUUUGUAGUACCACCAGGAAACAUUCCUUUGCCUAAAAAAGAGGAGCGGUCUUCCAUGCUCAAACACUCAGAGCUAUGAUGUGUCUGCAAUAAAAUUUAUAUUUGUUGUGUGACGGGACUGGGCGUGUUUGCUACGAGUUUCGCUACGUGGUGUUUUCUCAAGACUGAGUGUAAUCACAAUGAAAAGUGCAACUGCUGAUGACCUGGAGGACUUUGUUAAAUGUUCAGUAGGUGGCAUCUGUCCAGCAACAGCAAGAAAAUGAUCACUUUGAGUUUCGUUUUAUGCUUGUUGCGGCGUUUCAGACAGGAUAGCUUUUUCAAAAAACUGGAGUCUGAACUGUAUUCAUUAUUUAAAACAUUGAAAUCUGUGUUAAACACUUUCCUUAUCCCACCAUCAGACUUAGUUUAAAAACAUUUCUCUAUUAAAGUGAUGUUUCUUAGAAAGAAUUAUCAAGAAUUUCAAAAUUAAAGCAUA
Molecule: messenger RNA, 1116 nt
Organism: Oryzias latipes (Japanese medaka)
Lineage: Eukaryota; Metazoa; Chordata; Actinopteri; Beloniformes; Adrianichthyidae
Gene: gatc
Product: glutamyl-tRNA amidotransferase subunit C
Biological process (GO): mitochondrial translation; regulation of translational fidelity; glutaminyl-tRNAGln biosynthesis via transamidation
Cellular component (GO): mitochondrion; glutamyl-tRNA(Gln) amidotransferase complex
Source: RefSeq, a predicted model, not a curated record